AUGGAUAUUUCUGGAACAACAACAGCCUUUGGCUACGGUGUUCACAAAACUAUAUCAUCAACAAGUUCAGAAAAUGGGCAUUUGCUAACUAGUACCACCUCUAACACUUCACCUGUCCAUAAUUCUCAUUUAGUUACAGUACAGCAGCAGCAGCAGCAGCAGCAGCAGCAACAACAACAACAGCAACAACAAGAACCGCCAAUCCAACUUGCAAAUAUGUUGAAUAAUUUUUCAUUUUCAAGUCAGCAAACAAACAGAGGUCAGUUUUUUUUGAUUAUUAAAAAUAUACCCUCUGAUAUAACAUAUAGAGAAGCAUAUUUUGUUUUUUCACUAGCACAAGGAGUUUUAGAUGUUGAAUUAAUAUUACAAGAAAACGGCGAAAAAGUUAUUAGGGCUUUAUUCAAUUCCUUAAAUUUAGUUAUUCAAUAUGCCAACUUGAUAGAAUCCAAAUCAACUCUAUUUGGCCAAUUUUUCCCUUUCAAGUCAUUUGCAGAAAUUGUUGAUUGUUUAACUCUUCAGCAAGUUGCGUUUAAACAACCGUCUUCCAGUAAUGGCCCAAGUUCUGUAAUAUCACCACCUGGUACUUCUGGUAAAAGGCCAAGUUUGCUACAACAACGUUCUAUUUUUUCAUUUUCCGAUCCAUUCGACGCAGGUAACAAUAGUAAUAAUAUUACUACUGGUAACAAUAACAGCAACAACACCACCACCACCACCACCAACAACAACACUACUGUUACUAAUGCUAUCAAUGGUAUUACUUCUAAUAAUUCUAACACUGGUUGUUCUAACAGCAUUCAAGCUACUAAUGUUAAUAAUAGUCAUAUUCAACAACAUCAUCAUUCAGCAAAUGAUAUUAUGAUUGGCAGCGGUACAACAGGCAGUAAUGGUGUUAAUAAUACUACUGCGGUUAGUACUCCAUUGAAAUCAUAUGAUCCAGGAAAAGCAUUUUUGUACAUGGAACAACAACAGGAAGACUUGCAUGCUUUAAAUAUUUGGAAUAGCUCAAACCACCAUCAUAGUCUUAAUAAUAAUAACAGCAGCAGCAAUACUAACAAUACUUCGUUGGUAGCUCAAACUACAACUUUGAGCAAUAAUUUUGUUGGACAACAACAACAACCCCAAACUCCUACGAUGGAAUGGAGUGGCUCCAGAAAUCCAAGUUUUUUUAAUCCGUCAUCAUCAUCAUCAUCAACAAUAAUUAAUACUAGCAUGAAUAAAGCGGCCAAUAAUGUAAUUGGUUCACAAAACAACAAUAUUAAUAAUAGCAAUACUAAUGGGUUCAUAGUAAACUCAAGUGUAUCUUCCAAUACAACACAUAGUAAUGAUAUUAAUAACAAUAAAAAUAAUAAUACAUCAGCUUCAUCGUCUGCGGGAGGUAAUAUACACUUGGGUUUGAAUAAAACUCGUUCUUUAUCUUCUUCCACUGGGAAUUUAAGUGACGUUGCAGAUGCUUUAAAUGAAGGCAAUAACGGUACUAACAAUACUAAUAGCAAUGGUAGCAAUAACAAUUUAUUAAGCAACGGCUUUCCACAUGUAACCAGAACACGUAGCGAUAACAAUUCAAGUACUGGCCAGUCAAACACACCACAAAAAACUUCUGUUUCAUCCACAUUUGCCACAAUAAGUGGUAUUACCGAGGAAGAUUUGAAUUUAUUAGCACGUGUUCCGCCACCAGCUAAUCCAGCAGACCAAAAUCCACCUUGUAAUACUUUGUAUGUAGGUAAUUUACCGCCUGAUGCUACUGAACAUGAGUUGCGUACGCUAUUUUCUACUCAGAAGGGAUUCCGCAGAUUGUCUUUCCGUAAUAAGAAUAAUAGUAGUGGAAACAAUCAUGGUCCUAUGUGUUUCGUCGAGUUUGAAGAUGUUAUUCAUGCUACUAGAGCUUUGGGUACUUUAUAUGGGAGUCAUUUACCAAGAUCAGGGAAUAGUAAUGGUAACAACAAUAACAAUAGUAACAAAGGUGGUAUCCGGUUAAGUUUUUCCAAAAAUCCAUUGGGAGUUCGUAGUAGCGGAAAUACUACUGGUUUAAGAAGGAGUGGUGGUUACAAUAGUCAUCAUGCAUCUACUACAACGUCAUCCGAAGGCCAUACCUAUUCUAAUUCCUACAAGUGA
Molecule: messenger RNA, 2112 nt
Organism: Saccharomycodes ludwigii
Lineage: Eukaryota; Fungi; Ascomycota; Saccharomycetes; Saccharomycodales; Saccharomycodaceae
Exons: 1
Coding region: 1-2112 (703 amino acids)
Molecular function (GO): mRNA binding
Source: RefSeq, a predicted model, not a curated record